Mesitornis unicolor (brown roatelo) is the source of this 1533-nucleotide messenger RNA. It is a transcript of the gene SEPSECS, whose product is annotated as Sep (O-phosphoserine) tRNA:Sec (selenocysteine) tRNA synthase. Gene Ontology annotation, biological process: conversion of seryl-tRNAsec to selenocys-tRNAsec; selenocysteine incorporation. The transcript is spliced from 11 exons. The annotation marks the transcript as partial. Lineage: Eukaryota; Metazoa; Chordata; Aves; Mesitornithiformes; Mesitornithidae. Gene Ontology annotation, molecular function: tRNA binding; O-phosphoseryl-tRNA(Sec) selenium transferase activity. The record is from RefSeq and is a predicted model, not a curated record.
GGCCGCCGCGCGCACGAGCUGCGCCUGCGGGCCCUGCUGGAGCAGGGAAAAUGUCCUGAAGAUGGAUGGGAUGAAAGCACCAUUGAACUGUUUCUUCAUGAACUUGCUAUAAUGGACAGCAAUAACUUUCUGGGCAACUGUGGUGUGGGUGAGAGGGAAGGAAGAGUGGCAUCAGGACUCGUUGCCCGAAGGCAUUACAGGUUGAUCCAUGGAAUCGGAAGGUCAGGUGAUAUUUCUGCAGUCCAGCCUAAAGCUGCAGGGUCUAGCCUUUUGAACAAACUUACUAAUUCAGUAAUUCUGGAUAUUAUAAAGCAGGCUGGUGUCCGGACAGUGACCAAUUGCUUUGUGGUUCCUAUGGCAACCGGCAUGAGUCUAACUCUGUGUUUUUUAACAUUGCGGCACAAGAGACCAAAGGCAAAAUACAUUAUCUGGCCCCGUAUAGACCAGAAAUCUUGCUUUAAAUCAAUGAUAACUGCAGGCUUUGAGCCUGUGGUGAUAGAAAAUGUGUUAGAAGGCGAUGAGCUACGGACCGACAUCGAAGCAGUGGAGGCUAAAGUCAAGGCUCUUGGUGCUGAAAAUAUUCUUUGUGUGCAUUCUACAACAUCUUGCUUUGCUCCAAGGGUACCUGAUAGGCUGGAGGAACUGGCUGUUAUUUGUGCUAAUUAUGACAUUCCCCAUAUUGUCAACAAUGCGUAUGGAGUUCAGUCUUCAAAAUGUAUGCAUCUUAUCCAGCAGGGUGCUCGAGUAGGCAGAAUAGAUGCUUUUGUUCAGAGCUUGGACAAAAAUUUUAUGGUUCCAGUAGGUGGUGCUAUCAUUGCUGGCUUCAAUGAGUCCUUCAUUCAGGAGAUCAGCAAAAUGUAUCCAGGAAGAGCAUCUGCAUCUCCUUCCUUAGAUGUCCUCAUUACACUUCUGUCUCUAGGUGCCAGUGGCUACAAACAGUUACUGAAAGAGAGAAAGGAGAUGUUUUCCUAUCUUUCAAGUGAGCUGAAGAAGCUGGCAGACAACCACAAUGAGAGACUGUUAGACACACCACAUAAUCCCAUUUCCUUAGCCAUGUCACUGAAGAAUCUAGAUGAAAAUAAUGAUGCUGCUGUUACUCAACUUGGAUCUAUGCUUUUCACAAGACAGGUUUCUGGAGCAAGGGUUGUUCCCUGUGGGUCUGUACAAACCGUGAAUAACUACACUUUUAAAGGCUUUAUGUCACAUACAAAUGACUAUCCCUGUGCUUACCUCAAUGCUGCCUCAGCAAUUGGGAUUAAAAAGGAAGAUGUAGAUGUAUUCCUAAGAAGACUCGAUAAGUGUUUGAAGACUUCUAGAAAAGAAACAAAGAAAGAAGAAAGUGUAAAUGAAAAAAGUAAUUCGAAUACAGGCACAGAACAUCUUGAAGACUAGAAGAUACAGCUUUAGUAACACAGGAAGAUGCGCUGUUUGAAGUAUGUCAGGUUUGUAUUGAGUUAGCAUUGCGAAUCUGCAGUGCAGAAAAUUUAUUCCUGAUCUGAAAACAACAAUAUAAAAAUCUUGGGUGAAAUUCAG